Candidozyma auris is the source of this 4587-nucleotide messenger RNA. RefSeq lists its product as uncharacterized. The record is from RefSeq and is a predicted model, not a curated record. Bases 1 to 4587 code for a protein of 1528 amino acids. Gene Ontology annotation, cellular component: cytosol. The transcript has a single exon. NCBI's taxonomy places the organism in Eukaryota, Fungi, Ascomycota, Pichiomycetes, Serinales, Metschnikowiaceae.
AUGGAAGACCACGAGAGGGUGCCAAGCGGGCCCCAGUUUAUGGGCCUGAGGGACCUUCCGCUAGAUAUGAUGAUGCUUCUUCAGAAGCUAGAAGAAGACUUCUAUGUGAACAAAACCAUUGACCAAUGGACAUACAUUAACCGGAGAGAGGAGAUUAUGAAGCAGGUGAACAAGCUCCACCAGAAGCAGCAGAAUGCAAGGCCGUUGGAUGCGGAGCUGCUUGAAAAAGUGUUGAUGCCUCGUAAGCGGGCCGACAGUGACAGUUUUAUCAAGCAGUCGUUGGCGAAAAUAUUGAAAGAAAGAGCGUCGUUGUAUAAACAGGAUCUAGCAUUUCAGGUUCUUGACUCGAAAGGGAAGGAGCAGCUGUCAAUUUCCUGGGAAAAGCUUUACUUGAAGGCUACCAAAGUGGCCUCUGACCUCAAACACAGGCACCAGCUAAAACCCAACGACAACGCUGUGCUUUUAUACAAAGACGGAGAGGUUUGUGAGUUUGCAGUGGCACUUUAUGGCUGUUUUAUGGCUCGAGUCUCAGCAAUUCCUAUCCACCAGGAUGUUUCGCUCCAAGAGAUGUUUGAGAUCAUAACGUUGACGUCGACCUCGUUUGUCCUCAUGUCUGAGUCUGUGCUGAAAGAAAUCGAAAGAAUCUCGGCUACAAAUCAAAAAAUCACAUGGCCGCCCAAGGUAAUUAGGUUGCGUACCACUGAGUUGGGCUCUGCAAAACGUUCCGAUAUCGAGAAUGUGUUUGGUAAAUCAGCUAAGAAAGAUGAACACUUGGCUGGGAAAAACGAACUGGCCUACUUGGAGUUUUCAAGAUCUCCCGUGGGUGAGUUAAGAGGCAUCGAGAUCAGUCACUGCAAUAUUCUUCAUCAGAUGAACUGCCUAGAUAUGUCCUUACUGAGUUUACCGGACUCUGGUUACUCGCUCAAACAACCGCUCAGCUCUCCACGAAGAGGGAAAAGAACUUUUUUGGCCACGGUUGAUCUCCGAAUCUCCAUUGGCCUCAUUGUGGGUAUCAUGUUCACAGUGUACUCUGGCAACAUGCUUGUUUGGGCGCCACCCAAGGUCAUGGAAGUGCAAGGCCUCUACGCCCAUAUAAUCUCUAAAACACGGGCGAACCUCUUACUUGCAGACUUUUUGGGGCUCAAGAGAGUCACCUAUGACUACCAACUGUCGCCCAACACCACUCGUUAUUUUUCUAAAACUCAGCGUGUUGAUUUUUCCACAAUCAAAUGGGUUCUCAUUAAUGCACUUUCUGUUGAUGGAGAGCUAUUAGAAGUACUCGCCGAGCGUUAUCUCAAACCAUUAGGGUGUCAGCAACCUCGCAAUGCUAUCAUACCGAUGCUCACUCUUAGUGAAUACGGUGGUAUGGUGAUAUCCAUGCGUGAUUGGGUCGGUGGAGGAGAAAAAUUGGGUCUCGGACCUAAUUUCAAGACUACGGACGAGAUUUCUUCUGUCAUGAUAGAAAAAGAAGCUCUCUUACGAAACACUGUAAAAAUACUUGAGACUGAUGUAUCUGAGAUGGAGGAGCGCUCUAGUGACUCAUUGAGGGUAGAUGCUUUUGGUUAUCCGUUACCGGAUGCGACUUUAGCGGUGGUAAAUCCAGAGACGUCGUCCGUGGUCGAAAAAGGGGAACUUGGUGAAAUAUGGGUUGACAGUCCUUGUUUGUCGGGAGGAUUUUAUGGCCUUAAAAGAGAAUCAAGGCAGAUUUUUCAUGCCAAAUGUCGAAAUGCAGAUGGAACGAUGGAGCAAGAAUUUCUUCGAACUGGUCUCUUGGGUUUUACCCAUGCCGGAAAGGUCUACGUUUUGGGGCUCUAUGAGGAUAGGAUUAGACAGAGGGUCAGCUGGAUUGACCAAAAGAUUCAUAAGAGACUUAAAAAAGAACUUCAUGUCGACAAUGGAACCCGCUACCACUAUGUUUCUCAUUUACUCGCCACUUUAGCCAGUGAAGUUAGAGAGGUUUACGACUGCACCAUUUUCGACGUGUUCAUAGGGAACGAAUACUUGCCGGUGGCAAUUGUGGAAGCCGAGGUGAUACGAAGAAUUAUUGAUGACUCCGACCUGUCUUCAACCUCGGGAACGAAGAGAGAUAAGAUUGAUUAUGCUGCAGCCCCGUUGAACGAGCCGGUAUUGAAUGCCAUUGCUCAAAAAUGUUUCGAUACUCUCAACAAACAUCACUUUCUUCGCCUAUACUGUGUGGUAGUUGUCGACUGUGACACUCUUCCAAAAAUCAUGAGAAGUGGUGGUUUAGAAAUUGCCAACAUGUUGUGUAAGAAGCGGUUUUUUGAGGGAACUUUGCGAGCUGAGUUUGUUAAAUUCUUUGUUCGCCAGUCGAUAAGUAUGUUACCUCAUGGUGAAGAUGUUUUGGGAGGAAUAUGGUCACCUUACGCAUCUGAACUCCGAAGCGCCUCCUUAUCAAACUUCAUGCCUCAAAUCACCUCCAUAGACUACAGAGAAAAGUCUGUCGAUGACAAGACAGGUGCUCCACUCACCGACUUUAAGUCCAUUGUGGAUAUAUUGAAGUUUCGUGUCGCUCACUCUGGAGACAGCAUUGCAUUUCAGAACAUUGAUCCCAGUGGCAAAAGCAGUCUGAAACCGUUGACUUGGAAAAAAUUUGAGCUUCGUGUCUAUGCUAUGUGUAACCACAUAAUGACCAAAACAAGUUUAAGGAGUGGCGAGUAUGUCAUAUUGAUGUACUCGCUCUCUGAAGACUUCAUUGUUGCUGUUUAUGCCUGUUUCAUGCUCGGUAUCAUCCCGAUACCAAUGCUUCCCUUUGACUCAAACAGAAUUGGUGAGGACUUCCCCGCCUUUGUAGGAGUUGUAAAGGACUUCGACAUUCAGGAAGUCUUUGUUAAUGAAGAUGUCGAGAAGUAUAUGAAGAAUGGACCUGUGGCUGAUGCUCUCAAAAAGAUGAACCACAGAAGACAACGAGCUUUAAAGAUUAAGAGCACAAGCAAGAUCAAUAAGGUUUCCAACACAGCAUCUCUUAAUGCCAAGAUUGCUAAAUAUCAAUCAGACUCAAGGUUCAGAGACGAAACGACCACUAGUCUAGUUUGGUUGCACUUUACCUCGGAUCAUUAUAGAGUUGGCGCCUGCCUCAGUCACAAGAACAUUGUCAGCAUUUGCAAAGUGUUCAAAGAAACCUGCAAUCUCAGUUCAAAAUCGUCUAUCGUGGGGUGUGUGAGGCAUUCGGCUGGCAUUGGCUUCGUCCAGGCGUGUCUUUUAGGUGUAUUCUUGGGCACAACCACGUACUUAAGCUCGCCCGUUAAUUUCGCUGAAAACCCUUUGGCUUUCUUUUUGUCUUUAGCGAAGUAUAAGGUCAAAGAUGUCUUUGUCACGGAGCAAAUGCUCAAGUACGCGGUGACUAGGUUUACUCCAAAGGGUUUCAAUCUUUCAUAUUUGAAAAACAUGAUGAUAAGCACGGAGAAUCGAGUUGAAAUUGACUUACUCAAGAAAAUUGCAAAGGUAUUCCAGCCUAUCAAACUCAGUGCUGCAGCUGCAUCUGCGGUCUACACCCACUGCUUCAAUCCAAUAAUCUCAACUCGGUGCUACAUGACGGUGGCACCAGUUGAUCUUUACCUUGAUCCUGUUGCUUUGAGGCAAGGUUACGUAUCGAUUGUGAAUCAACUUGAAUUUCCCAAUGCACUUAGAAUUCAGGAUUCGGGUGUUGUUCCCGUCUGCACCGAGGUUGCGAUUGUCAAUCCAGAGACUUGCAAAUUGUGCAAGGAAGGGGAGUUUGGUGAAAUUUGGGUUUGCUCAGAGGCAAAUGUUACGUCGUUCACGAAUGGUCCUAGGGGCCCAAUUGAUCAGUUCACCUCUCGCCAAUUCUUGGGAAAGAUCGUUGAUGGUAACCCUGACAUGACGUAUCUCAGAACCGGUGAUUUAGGGUUCCUUCAUCAUAUAAAUAUUUCCAAAAACUCGCACAACGGGAACGCAAAAGAGGAGACGUCUUCAUUCCAACCUUUAUUCGUUUUGGGCAAGAUUUCCGAUACAUUUGAGGUGAUGGGCUUGCAUCAUUUUCCGAUCGACAUUGAAGCGACGAUAGAAUCUUGUCAUCCAGAUAUUUAUACAAAUGGCUCGUGUGUUUUCAAGGCCUCCGAUUUCACCAUCGCUGUGUGUGAGUCCAAAAAGACGAAAAACCUAGCAGCGUUGGUACCUCUAAUUGUCAACACGGUAUUCAGCAAGCACCACAUAAUCAUCGACAUUGUUGCGUUCAUAAAAAGGGGAGAGUUUCCUAUAUCAAGGCUCGCCACCAAACAGCGAGCUAGGAUCGUGGACGCUUGGGUCCAAGGCAUUAUUCCCAUCAAAGUGCUGUAUGGUAUCAACUUUGGUGAGAACUCCAUGAUCAAACUCAUCAAGGAGAUCGAUGAAGUAGCCAAGAACGACCCAAUCACAGGCCUCAAGAAUCCAGCACAAUCCUACUACGACAACGCAGACGAUGACAUAUUCACAGGCUCGGGUACCAUGCUCAACUUGAACACUGAUGGGGAAGUCGACAGUGCAUCUACUGCGCACGCAUCUUCGAGCCACUCUAUCAGGUACCAAGGGUCGAUCCGCUCAAACGCUGAUUCGGCCAUCUCGCGGCAAUAG